GCACAUCCAGCAAGCCUCCAACGGGAAGGGCCUCGCUGCCGACCAGGUCAUCUAUCUUUUCACCCGGAAGGACAAGACCAAGAAGGCAGUGAAGACAGGGGCAGUGAUGUCCGAGCUCUACGAGAGUAGUCGGUCAGAAGAUGGGUUCUUGUACAUCAUCUACAGCGCGGAAAACACCCUGGGAUCCAACUGA
Molecule: messenger RNA, 193 nt
Organism: Symbiodinium pilosum
Lineage: Eukaryota; Dinophyceae; Suessiales; Symbiodiniaceae
Source: the annotation of a GenBank genome assembly